Messenger RNA from Aspergillus welwitschiae, 405 nucleotides. RefSeq lists its product as uncharacterized. The record is from RefSeq and is a predicted model, not a curated record. The transcript has a single exon. Bases 33 to 299 code for a protein of 88 amino acids. Lineage: Eukaryota; Fungi; Ascomycota; Eurotiomycetes; Eurotiales; Aspergillaceae.
CAGCCCGAACGGUUCCUGUGCGUUGCACUGGUAUGCGACAGCAACUCACAUUUUUGAUGGCUUCACAACUGUGGUCUGAGACGAGGGGCAGCAAGGCCCCCAGCGGAAUUUGCACAGAUACCAUGUCUUAUCUCGAGCCGUUGAAACUAGAUUGCCAAUUUUCGCUGCAUUCGGUAGCAAUUUCCACAUUCAACGCGGUUGCACAGUUCAACAAUCCAAGAACCCACACAGGGAGUUCCUGGCCCAAGCCUUUUACAAUGCUGGUAGCAGUGGCUGUGACCGAGCAGAUUCGACAGUGAAAAUUUCAUGAAUAUAUAUACUGGCCAAUCCAUCAUAGUGGCUUACAGGUCUCCGAUUGGAUUUCAGCUUGGUCGGCGUUACGUUACCCAAAACACCAUAUCAGUG